AUCGAUUUUAAAAUCAUUAUCGAAUAACCUAUUGACGAUGACAUAUAAAAAUAUUGAGCAAGGAAUCGAUUUUCCAUAUUUGCUAUUUACUAGUGAAAAGUUGAGAAGUGUCACCACGGAUCUAUAAUUUCUCCUGUCCGUCCUGGGACUCUGGGACUGUGUUCUUGUCGUCCUUAAAAAUAAAAAAUCAAUCAAUCUAUUUAGAAUAAUAAUAAAAAUUUCGGUUGCUAAAACUUACGGAAAAUUUGGUUUAAAUAUGGUUUACUAAAAACGGUAAAAGAAAGUGAAUGUGCAAAUGUGAGAAAAAUUCAACACUUGUAAAGGAUAAUCAGCAACAACAGCAAAAACUGGCGAAAAAGGGCCUAGAAAAUUAAUGUAACCAACCUUAAGUCUACAGCAUUUCAAAUUCAUGAUCUAAACCAAAAUUCAUCCUUCCUGGCUUGUGCCUUGCACAAAAUUACCCCAACCACAUUCAAAUAAUUGAAGCGAUGUUAUUAUGGCCAACAACAACUACAAUAUAUCGAACGGAAGCGGAAAUACCAAUUCAAAUCAUGAACGACGGCAACCUAUACAACUGUGGUGGGGUCAACGUUUAUGGCAAGAACUACGCGGACGGAUUCACAUGCGUACACCGCCAGCCACAACGCCUGACGAUGAUAUGAGAACACCACCCUCAGGGUCUGGGGGUGGUGGAGGCGGUGGCACAAACCUAGAUGAUUCGGAGAAACGUGUCAUCUUCAUCAAUCGUCCCCAAAUACAGAAAUUCUGCAAUAACCAUAUAUCAACAGCUAAAUAUAGUUUUAUAAGUUUCCUACCAUCGUUCCUAUUCGAACAAUUUCGCCGCUACUCGAAUUGUUUUUUCUUACUUAUCGCACUGCUGCAACAAAUCCCCGAUGUCUCGCCGACGGGGAGAUAUACCACCCUUGUCCCAUUGAUAUUCAUAUUGGCGGUGAGCGGGAUCAAGGAGAUUGUGGAGGAUAUCAAAAGGCACCGAGCCGACAAUGAAAUCAACCAUCGCAGUGUGGAGAAACUAAAAGAUGGCGUAUGGAUGACGGUUCGGUGGGAGCAAUUGGCAGUGGGUGACAUUGUUAAGAUACCUAACAAUACAUUUUUCCCUGCCGAUUUGAUAUUGUUGUCCUCCAGUGAACCGCAGGCCAUGUGCUUCAUUGAAACCUCCAACCUUGAUGGGGAGACAAAUUUGAAGAUUCGUCAAGGUGUGCCGGCCACAGCACGUUUGUUGGAGACGCGAGAUCUGGUGGAAUUGGCCGGCGUAGUGGAGUGUGAGCUGCCCAAUCGUUUGCUGUACGAAUUUAAUGGUGUCCUCAAAGAGCAUGACAAACAGUCGGUCUCUUUGGGCCCCGAUCAAAUUUUGCAGCGAGGUGCUGUUUUGCGCAAUACUUCGUGGAUUUUCGGCAUGGUCGUGUACACAGGGCACGAUACUAAGCUGAUGAAGAAUUCGACGUCGGCUCCCCUAAAAAGGUCCACUGUGGAUCGCCUUACCAAUACUCAGAUUUUAAUGUUGUUCAUGAUAUUAUUGGUUCUGUGUCUAACCAGCGGUGUCUUCAACUUCAUUUGGACCCGUAAAUAUUUCGUAUCCGACUGGUAUUUGGGUUUGGAUGACUUUAAGAGCAAAAACUUCGGAUACAAUCUCCUGACAUUCUUCAUUCUGUUCAACAACCUCAUACCCAUCUCACUGCAAGUUACUCUGGAAUUGGUUAGAUUUUUGCAGGCCCAAUUUAUCAACUGUGACCUAUCCAUGUAUCAUGUGGAGUCAAAUACCCCCGCUAUGGCCCGCACAUCUAAUCUCAAUGAAGAGUUGGGUAUGGUUAAAUAUAUAUUCUCGGAUAAAACCGGAACCUUGACCAGAAACGAGAUGGUUUUCAAAAAGUGUUCUAUAGUAAGUGAGAUAUACCCGACAGAGAACACCCCCGAGCAGAGUUUAGUUGUCCAACAUUUAUUGAGUAAGCAUCAAAAUGCAGCAAUCAUAAAGGAAUUCCUGGUUCUACUCUCCGUUUGUCACACCGUCAUACCGGAAAAAAAUCCAGAUGGUUCUAUCACCUACCAUGCUGCCAGUCCCGAUGAACGGGCCCUGGUCGAGGGAGCCAAACAAUAUGGUUUUGUAUUUGAUACACGAACACCACACUAUGUGGAAAUCAAUGCCUUGGGCACUCGAGAGCGUUAUGAGAUUUUAAAUGUUUUGGAAUUCACCUCCACACGCAAACGCAUGUCUGUAAUUUGUAAAACUCCAGAAGGCAAAAUUAAACUUUACUGCAAGGGAGCCGAUUCAGUGAUUUAUGAACGUUUAGCCCAAGAUGGCAAAUCGUUUAGCGACAUUACCCUCAACCACUUGGAAGAGUUUGCGGCCGAGGGUUUACGCACAUUGUGUUGUGCUGUGGCCACAAUACGCCAAGAUGUCUACGACGAUUGGCAAACAACUUAUCACAAGGCCUCGACUACGCUAAAUGAUCGCGAGAGAAAAAUGGAAGAGGCAGCCAAUUUGAUUGAAAAUAACCUCCAUCUACUGGGGGCCACAGCUAUCGAGGACAAACUGCAAGAUGGGGUACCUGAAACAAUAGCCUCUUUGCUAGAGGCCGGCAUCUACAUUUGGGUCUUGACUGGCGAUAAACAAGAAACAGCUAUUAACAUCGGUCAUUCCUGCCGUCUCAUAUCGACCUCUAUGGACAUUGUCAUAUUGAACGAAGAGAGUCUGGAUGCCACGCGAGAAGUGAUACAUCGUCAUUCCAGUGAGUUGCAAACUUCGAUAAACAAGAACUGUAACGUAGCAUUGAUUAUAGAUGGUAAAACAUUAAAAUACGCCUUGAGUUGCGACCUGCGAAGGGAAUUUCAAGAAUUGUGUACCAGUUGUCGGGUGGUCGUGUGUUGUCGUGUCUCGCCCAUACAAAAAGCCGAGGUGGUAGAACUGAUAACAACUACAACUAAAUCAGUUACGCUGGCCAUUGGUGACGGAGCCAAUGAUGUGGCCAUGAUUCAGAAGGCCAAUGUAGGCGUGGGUAUAUCCGGUGUUGAGGGCCUACAAGCUGCCUGUGCCUCCGACUAUUCAAUAGCCCAAUUUCGUUAUCUAAAGCGUCUGCUGCUGGUUCAUGGUGCCUGGAACUAUAGGCGUAUUACUAAACUAAUUUUGUAUUCAUUUUACAAAAAUGUGUGUCUCUACGUCAUAGAGCUAUGGUUUGCCAUCUAUUCGGGCUGGUCGGGUCAGAUAUUAUUCGAGCGCUGGACCAUAGGUUUAUACAAUGUGGUAUUUACAGCCUUACCACCCUUUGCCAUUGGUAUUUUUGAAAAGGUCUGUUCGGCAGAGACAAUGCUAAAGUACCCUCUGCUAUACAAGCCUUCACAGAAUGCAAAAUUAUUCAAUGUCCAAGUAUUUUGGGUUUGGAUCAUAAAUGCCCUCCUUCAUUCAAUCAUACUCUUUUGGUUGCCCCUGGGGGCCAUUGGUACUGAAACGUUAUGGUCCUGCGGCAGAACCUCCGAUUAUCUGUUGCUAGGCAACCAUGUCUACACGUACGUGGUGGUCACGGUCUGUUUGAAAGCUGGUCUUUCGACAAACUCCUGGACAUGGUUAACCCACGCCUCCAUAUGGGGCUCUAUAGGUUUAUGGUUCAUAUUCAUUUGCAUCUAUUCCAAUUUCUGGCCUCUGCUGCCGGUAGCUGCCAAUUUCUUGGGUAUGGAAAGAAUGAUCUUCACCACACCGAUAUUCUGGUUUGGUCUCCUCUUGGUACCGAUUACAACAUUACUAGUCGAUGUUAUCUUUAAACUUGUACAAAAUACCGUAUUCAAAUCGUUGACGGAGGCGGUUCGCGAAUCUGAGAUACGUAAACACGAUCCCGAUGAUGUUAUGAAUGAGACGCGUUCAUCGUUCACCGAAACAGCUCGUCUGUUGCGAAGCGUUUUCAUAAGACGUGCCAAUACGCGUGUCGACACAGAUGUUGAACUGUCGCAUGGCUAUGCAUUCUCUCAGGAAGAAGGUGGAGCAGUUUCACAAUCGGUCAUUAUUCGUUCUUAUGAUACAAAUUUACAAAAACCCAGUGGCAACUAGAAUCGUAAGCAGUAUUGGGCAAGACAAAGAUUUUAAAAUAAUCACAAAACAAAAAAUAUACCAGCAAACAAACACCACCAAAAACAAAUGUCAAAAGAACUCCCCAUAAAAUACCCCUUUAACAAAAAACGGUAGAUUUUUUACUAAACAAGAGUCUAUAAAGUACUCUAUAAUGUUUUUA
Messenger RNA from Stomoxys calcitrans (stable fly), 4235 nucleotides. It is a transcript of the gene ATP8A, whose product is annotated as probable phospholipid-transporting ATPase IA. The transcript is spliced from 4 exons. Gene Ontology annotation, molecular function: ATPase-coupled intramembrane lipid carrier activity; ATP binding; ATP hydrolysis activity. Gene Ontology annotation, biological process: phospholipid translocation. Gene Ontology annotation, cellular component: plasma membrane. NCBI's taxonomy places the organism in Eukaryota, Metazoa, Arthropoda, Insecta, Diptera, Muscidae. Bases 497 to 4054 code for a protein of 1185 amino acids. The record is from RefSeq and is a predicted model, not a curated record.